UGAUGAUAGCAAUGGAAAACUUUGGUAGAUGUGCUGGCAGCAUUGAAGUUGAAAAUGCUUUUGUACAGAGUAUAAUGAAGAUUCCUUCAAUUCUUCAUGUUGAAGAACCUCUACUGUCGCUUGGUAGCCAUGGGAAUAAUGACAGAGUUUUCUUCUGCAUUUUAAUUAAAGUUAAUGCUUUAGGAAGGGAAACAUUUAUGGCUAGAUAUUUUGAGUAUGGCAGUUUUACUGCAUUUUUUGAAAAUGUUGCUCUUGGAAAGCUAAAAAAAGAUUUAGGAAUUAAAGAAAUUCUUCCAUAUUGUGUGCUUACACUGAAGGAUAAUGAAAUGGAACUUUUAUUAAAAAAUGAAACUUUUGGUCACAGAACUAAGAAUGGUAGCAAAAGUCGUAUUCACAAAAGCAGAACUUUUAAUCGCUUUGUAUAUGAUUGUAAAGGUGGCUUGAAUGAAAGUCUAAAAAAAUAAAUAUUUGAGCUAAAUAAAAAUGAUUUUUGCAUUUGUU
Messenger RNA from Hydra vulgaris (swiftwater hydra), 501 nucleotides. RefSeq lists its product as uncharacterized. NCBI's taxonomy places the organism in Eukaryota, Metazoa, Cnidaria, Hydrozoa, Anthoathecata, Hydridae. The record is from RefSeq and is a predicted model, not a curated record.